Protopolystoma xenopodis is the source of this 224-nucleotide messenger RNA. Lineage: Eukaryota; Metazoa; Platyhelminthes; Monogenea; Polystomatidea; Polystomatidae. The record is from the annotation of a GenBank genome assembly.
GCCCAGCAUGUAGAACUGUCGAAUUGCUAAAGAAAAUGAUAUCUUACGGAAUGAAUAUUGCUCGUCUUAACUUCUCGCAUGGAACGCAUGAAUAUCACGCGGAAACUGUUAAAUUGGUUCGAGAGGCAGCUGAAACUUUUCAACCAUUCAAUAGACCAGUUGGAAUAGCUUUGGAUACUAAAGGGCCAGAAAUUAGAACAGGAUUGAUACAUGGUUUCUACUAA